Messenger RNA from Scedosporium apiospermum, 1206 nucleotides. RefSeq lists its product as uncharacterized. The coding region runs from base 1 to 1206 and encodes 401 amino acids. Gene Ontology annotation, molecular function: O-methyltransferase activity. The record is from RefSeq and is a predicted model, not a curated record. Lineage: Eukaryota; Fungi; Ascomycota; Sordariomycetes; Microascales; Microascaceae. The transcript has 4 exons.
AUGUCUCUCCCUACACCCGAAGAGGUUCAAGCCCUCGUGGCUGACCUCUCGACGGCUGCCCAGGCCUACAGCACCGCCCCAGAUCUAGAGGGCUACAUGUCCCGCGUCCAGCUUAUCGCGAAGGCGAGACAGCUCAGCCGAGCUCUGAUUACCCCCGACCAAGCUCCCAACUACCACGGCUUAAAUAUGGCCGAAUUAAUUGGGAUCCGCAGCUUUAUGAAGCACAAGGUUCUUGACGCGAUUCCAUCGGAGGGAAGUAUAUCACUUGAAGAUCUCUCCAAGGCCACCGGCGUCCAAGAUUCUUUACUCGUUGCCGCCGGCUUUCUCGACCAGACCCGGCCAGAUGGCGGCGAUUAUAAACACACUAAAUUCUCUCAAGCCUACAUCACGGCGAAUCCUUCUCCAGGCCACUUGUUCCUCGCCAUGUACGACGAGUGGUUCCGAAACAUGCACAGCUUUGACGAAUACCUCCUAAAGUACGGCCUCCACGAACCAAACGACCCUCUCCGAAACCCUUACACGCGGACCCAUAACCAAGAAGGCACGCCAGUAUGGGCUAUUAUGGCCCAGGAUCCAGAGAGAAUUCAGGCCUUCCAGACCGGCAUGGCCGGAAUCGACGUGGCUAUCCCCGUUGUAGGCCACUUCGACUUCAGCACCCUCAAGAACACGCCCGAGGAGAACGAGAAGGGCGUCGUCGAGUUAGUGGACGUCGGCGGUGGCCACGGCGUCGUGCUCAACAAAAUUUUAACCACUCACCCGGAACUGACGCCUAAGAACUGCGCGCUACAAGAUCGCCCGGACGUCAUCGAGAUGGCCAAGGCCAACGCCGUGCUCCCCGCUGACGUCCAGCUCGUACCGCAUGAUUUCAUGACCGAACAGCCGAUCAAGGGGGCGAAGUCGUACUUUAUGCGCAUGAUCCUUCACGACUAUUCCGACGAGGUUGGCAUCGAGAUAUUAAAGAACCUUGCCGGGGCCAUGUCGAAGGACUCUAGGGUCCUUAUUUGUGAGAUGGUUUUGCCCUCUCGGGUCGGGGAAGCGGACUUUGCUUCGGCUGUGCUUGAUCAGGCAGUCAUGACUAUGGGCGGGAAGGAGAGGACGGAGGACGGUUUCGGAAAAAUGUUGGAGGCUGCUGGGCUUCAGCUAGUUAACGUCUGGAGGGUUCCUGGGGUUCCUGGGGCGUGUGUUGAGGGGAGACUUAAGGAGUGA